This is a messenger RNA of Bombus impatiens (common eastern bumble bee), 8752 nucleotides long. RefSeq names its product kinase D-interacting substrate of 220 kDa (gene Arms). Gene Ontology annotation, molecular function: protein binding. The record is from RefSeq and is a predicted model, not a curated record. The transcript is spliced from 22 exons. The coding region runs from base 1863 to 6983 and encodes 1706 amino acids. NCBI's taxonomy places the organism in Eukaryota, Metazoa, Arthropoda, Insecta, Hymenoptera, Apidae.
AUCUUUUAUAAGAAGAAAAAAGACAUUUUCUUAUCAAAACCAAAGUCAAAUGCUUUCUACCAAAAUUCCAUAAAAUAAAAUUGAUUUCUGUGGAUAACAGAGAUCAUAAAACCAGCAAAUAGCAUAAAACAAGAAUUUUCCAUAAGAAGGAGAAAAUUUAAACGAAUCGUAAGUGAAACAAGAAAUUUUAUAUCAGUUUCAAAUUCUAAUAUCUCUCAACCAAAUGUUCGAUAGCCAAUUUCUACAAAAUAAUACCAAUUUCUCUAGAUAGUGCAGAAAGCAAAAUUACCAAAUAGGAAAAAGAAUCCUCACAUCAAGGAAUCAAAGAUCUUUGAAAAAAGCUUAUAUAAGAAGAUAAGUGAAUCUUACCUCAACACUCUAUGUCCAAUUUUCACUAAAAUAAUACAGAAUUCUUACAGAAAAUACAGAAGACAAUUUUCUCGAACAACUAUAUACAUUUUAAAACGCAGCUAAGGAUCAAUAUACUUUCUCGAAGAUUUAAUUUAACACGAAUUCUUACAGAAAAUAUAGAGAGCUAUUAUCUCGAACAAUUAAACACACUUUUAAAACGCAAUUGAAGAUCAACAUUUCCCCUCGAAGAUUCGAUUCGCUGUGUAUCUCCGGCGUUAUUUGUUCUAUUUGCUUCUCGAAUACUUUUCAUAGAUACGAAGAACGAAAUGAUGAGGGGCAAUGAACGUCUACUCGAGCAGAGCUUUUGUUUGGUAUCGUUGCUUCCAGAUACAUUCCUUAGGAGCUGUCUCGAUAAGAUCAUCUGAAAAUUGGCUGAAAUUAGACUGUUCAGAUAAAACGAAGAUUAUGGUAUAAAUAUUGGCACUUAUCGCUGCAAGUUAACUGGCUGACUCUUAAUUAACCAACAUACUUUGGAUCAAUUCGUGUUGAUUUGUGCACCAGCCCGGCCUAUAUAAGAAUAUCGUGGAAUAAACUGUGAAUUCUUGUAAAAACUUUUAUUAAAACACGAAGUUUUUCCAACAGUGGCAACUUGAAAUUGAAACUUUGACUUUUUGAUUUUUAUUUGGAAUCUCCCAAAAAUUCCCUCUAGAAAUAAACUUCAUUUUCUGUUUUGCUUUUUAUCGGUGAUUGAUUGCAAUAAAAUAGAGUGAAUUUGUUGCGUAAAAGUAUUUUUACCGUUGACGUAAGUACGUUUAGCUUUUUGCUGUUCCGUUGGAAGACGUGAUAAAUUGUGCUAACGAGAAAUAAAUCACUGGAAUUGUGUAAUUCGCGACACGUGCGAAACAUUCCGUAAACGUAAACGUCGGAUUCGUGACUAAUUUUCUUGUUUGUGAAAGAAUGCACGUGAUCCGAGUGUCACGCGAAAGGUAUUAUUGGUUUUUCGUUGGUUCUAAAGGAGGACUUGAAAAAGACAAAUUUUUAUAGGAACCUUCGGCAGUGAAAAUGCCAGAAGAAAUUGUUUUUUAACGAAUCAUACAGGAAGAUUUAAAAGAGAAUAUUUUUUAUAAAAUUCUUCUAUGACAGAAGUACCUGAAUAAAACCGGACUUUUGUUAAGUGUAGAGGAAAACUUUGAGAGGAGAAUAUUUCUAAUGGAAAGUUUUGGUGGUAUCAGAAUAAAGUUGGUUUUUUUAAAUGGAAAACUUUGAUGAUAUCAGAAUUAGGUCAAUGGAGAACCAGAACAGAAUGACAAAAUACAGAAACACUUAAAAAUUAUCAAAUUAUCUAAAAUUAAAAUUAAAGGAGAAGAAGCAGAAUUUGGAGAAAAUGGAAAUAAAUUUUGCAGAGUGGAUCGAGCUACAAAAUUAAAAGCGUACAGUAGCACGAAACGACGAGUGCAUCAGUGUUUCAAUAAUGACUUCAUCAACCUAGUAUUGAUUAUUAUUGUUAGAAUAUGAGAGUAUUUCUCGAUAUUGACCUGGUUUCGAUGGAAUACGUAAAUGAGAGGAGUAACUUAUUGGGUUCUAAUCGAGAAAAUGUAUCAUCCUUUCCAUCUCUGGUGCCACAGGGAUUGGCUCACAGUUACGGAUCUCUUUCAUCUUGUCAACAAGUGAUACAUUCGAUCUGGAACAGAAGCAAACAGACCUUGCAUCGGACUGACUCGAUGGUAUCACUCUGCUACCGAUCUCUCGCCAGCUAUAUCACAGACGAUAAUCUCGCUGGUCUUCAAAGCUUCCUCGAAAACAAACGAGUACUGAUCGAUGACCGAGACGAGAAUGGUAGUACAGCCCUCAUCCUUGCAGCAAGUAAGGGAAAGAUACACUUUGUACGAGAGCUUAUCAAUCAUGGAGCAGAUGUUAAUGCAGAGGACGCAGAUAAUUGGACGGCGUUAUUGUGUGCGGCCAAGGAAGGGCACACAGAUGUGUGCCUUGAAUUACUCGAACAUGGCGCUGAUUUGGAACACAGAGACAUGGGAGGGUGGACUGCACUUAUGUGGGCGACGUAUAAAGGUAGGUCGCCGACGGUGAUGAUGCUACUAGGACGAGAAGCUGACGUCAAUGCACAUGGAAAUUUUCACAUAUCUUCGUUGUUAUGGGCCGCAGGCAGGGGUUACCCCGAUAUUGUUAAGGAUCUUAUUGCUCAUGGUGCUAAAGUCAAUGUCGGUGACAAGUAUGGUACUACAGCGUUGGUGUGGGCGUCGCGUAAAGGCCACGUAGAAAUUGUAGAUACUCUUCUAAAAGCUGGUGCUAAUGUCGAUACUGCUGGCAUGUACUCGUGGACAGCUCUUCUAGUGGCCACUCUUGGGAAUCACUUGGAGGUGGUACUACUUCUUUUAGAACAUAAACCAAACGUGAACGCGUUAGAUAAAGAUGGAUGCACAGCUCUGGCAAUAGCUUGCCGAGAGGGGCAUCACGAAAUAGCAAAUGCUCUUUUGAAUGCUGGUGCUUAUGUGAACAUUCAAGAUAGGGCUGGUGAUACAAAUUUAAUUCAUGCUGUGAAAGGCGGUCAUAGAGGAGUGGUUGAAUCUCUUUUAAAAAAGUAUGCUGAUGUCGACAUUGCCGGCAAGGAUAAGAAAACUGCAACCUACAUAGCAGUCGAAAAAGGCAAUAUUUCAAUAUUGAAACUGUUAUUAAAUGCAAACCCAGAUUUAGAAAUUGCGACAAAAGAUGGUGAUACUCCAUUAUUACGGGCAGUUCGAUCGCGAAACGCUGAAAUCGUGCAGAUAUUGUUAGACAAAAAAGCUAAAGUAUCAGCCACCGAUAAAAAAGGUGAUACUGUGCUACAUAUAGCUAUGCGAGCUAGAUCGAAAGCCAUCGUUGAGAUACUAUUGAGAAAUCCAAAAAAUAGUCAACUACUGUACCGUCCAAAUAGACAAGGAGAGACUCCUUAUAAUAUCGACAUCAAUCAUCCAAAGACCAUUCUUGGACAAAUAUUUGGUGCACGGCGUCUUAAUACCAAUGAAGAUAAUGAAAAUAUGCUUGGUUACGACUUGUACAGUAGUGCGUUAGCGGAUAUCCUCAGUGAACCAUCUCUUUCAACGCCUAUAACUGUUGGCCUUUACGCGAAGUGGGGUUCAGGAAAAUCAUUUUUGUUAAAUAAAUUAAGAGAGGAAAUGAAAAAUUUUGCUCGCCAAUGGAUGGACCCAGUAUUCCAAUUUUCUGUCUUAUUAUUCGUAAUAGUAACUCAUGUAUCUUUGUUAGUGGGUAUCACAAUAGGUCUUGCCCUCCAAUCAUGGAUUGUUGGGCUUGCGUGUGGUAUAAGUCUUAUUUUUUUUACGUACACUUUUUUGAUACUUGUCUGGUAUGCUAACAAAAGAUAUGAUUGGUAUUGGCCAUACAAUUUCACGGUAGCCCUGACUACAAAAUUAAAUUCAUUGAAACUGCUUUUACAAGUAAUUUUUUGUCAUCCUCCUGGUGGUCGAGUUCACGAUGAUAUCACUGUUCAACCCAUAAAGUUCUAUUUUACUGACCAAACCCGAGUCGGCACAACUGCUGCCGGAGAGAACGCAGUAGUACAAAUGGUAGGAUCGCUUUAUGAUUCCAUUGAGAAUGAGUUUGGUUCCUUAUCCACGCGACUCUACAGAGCAUUCAGACCAAAACCAGAUAAAUCAACGACAACAUGGAAAUGGAGACAUCUUUGUUGUUUACCAUAUAUAGUUAUAUUUGAAUUCUGCUUUUGCAGUUUACUCGUUGGUAUUUCCGUACUUACGGUCUAUCUCAUCGAUAUUUCUAGCAGCGAGCCAACAAUAGAAAGAGUUACAUCACACAUUAUUAUGAUAACCGUUGCCUUAAUACUAGCUGUUAGUGUAAUAGCAAACUUAUAUACAUGGAGUCGAACGUUGCAAGCACUUGUUUUCUCUCAAAGACGGCACCUACAGCGCAGCAUUUCUAAGUUAGAGACUUUAAAAAGCGAAGGUUUUAUACAGACGCUAAGAAGCGAAGUCAGUUUAAUGACCGAGAUGGUUAAAUGCCUAGAUAGUUUUAUGGCACAACAAAGCAGAUUAGUAAUAAUUGUGGAUGGUCUGGAUAGUUGUGAACAAGAUAAAGUGUUGUUAGUUUUAGAUGCUAUACAAGCAUUAUUCAGUGAUAACGGUUAUCCAUUUGUUGUUAUAUUAGCGAUCGAUCCACAUAUUAUUGCCAAGGCAGUGGAAGUCAAUAGUAGAAGAUUAUUCACAGAGUCUAAUAUCGGAGGACACGAUUACUUACGUAAUAUGGUGCAUCUUCCAUUUUAUUUGCAAAACAGUGGUUUGCGAAAGGUAAAAGUAGCUCAACAAACUGCCCAACAUAGUAGAAAAACUACGUGGACCGAAGCCGAGGAAAGUGUAAAUUACACCGCGACUAGUACAAUGCAUCACUCUGUUUCUAACAGAAGACUUAGCACGGAGUCUGCUAUAAUGAACAGCAAUGAAAAGUUGAAACCGCAAAGCAGAAAAGGCAGUAGAAAAUUACGAUUAAGCGAGUCAAUCGCAAGUAGCAUCGGUAGCAAUUUAAAUCGAUUGGGCGGUGCACAAGAUCUCAAUAAAAUGCUUCUCACUGACGAUUACUUUAGUGAUGUGAAUCCUCGUAGUAUGAGAAGAUUAAUGAAUGUUGUUUAUGUCACUGGAAGAUUAUUAAAAGCAUUCCAAAUUGAUUUCAACUGGUAUCAUUUAGCUAGUUGGAUCAAUAUUACUGAACAAUGGCCAUUUAGGACGUCUUGGUUGAUUCUUCAUUACGAUAUGUAUGAAGAUAGUUUAGAUGAUUCCAUGUCGUUGAAAAGUCUUUAUGAUAAGAUACGACCCCAAAUCCCAGUACUUAAAGAAGUUCAACCUCUGUUAGAAAUGGAUAGAGAUGAGCGGAAACUAGAUAUUUUCCUGACGUUUCAUCGUUCGAGUUUACUUGUUAGCGAUAUGAAAAUAUUCUUACCAUUCACAAUAAAUCUCGAUCCUUAUAUUAAGAAAAAAAUAAAAGAGGAGCAACAGAGCAUGGAAGAAGAAUCAGGACUACUUGGUCCAUAUAAACAGUAUAGUCCUUGGACUUUACCUAGUAAUACACAUGAAUCAUGGAGUGUAAAUAAAAGUGGUUUAUCAAAUCGAACAAUGAAACUUGUUAAAACACCAAGUCUACAAGGACAUGUACCAGUACCAUCAACAUCAUGGGUACAACCGUGUAUGCAGCCAACAUUCGAUUGGCAGACUACUCCAUCGUGGCAAGUACUUCCCAUGGAACCAGCGGUUAAACCACUCUCUGCAACUACAACAUUACCGUCCGAGAUUUUGGAGAUAAGACUAUCAUCUUUAACAGUAAAUGGAAUUUGCGACCUUAUUGAUAGGAUCGACAGUAUAAGUCCUAAUCAAGCACCACAGUACAAACAAGUUAUUAAAGAGAAUAACAUUAAUGGUAGAGUUUUAUUGCAUUGUGAUUUACAGGAGUUGAAAAAGGUUCUUAAAAUGGCUUUUGGAGAUUGGGAAUUGUUUCGUAUGGUGAUUGUGUCGCUUAGAGAAUUGGAAGUUUCAUCAUUUAGCACACAAGAAGAAGGUUCACGAAGUGUUCGUUUCACCGUAGGAUCGGAACAAAUUCAACGAAAAGGAGGAGAUCAUGCUUUACAAAAUACUUCGAUACGUGUGCCAACACAUGUAGAAAAAGACAAGGGAACAUCAAGAACCGAUGGUCCUAGACGAGAUCAAACUAAACAAUCUAUUAUGGAAAAACAAUUCCAGGUAACUUUAGAAGAACAGAUGAUAUGUGGUGCAUUACAAACUUUAAAUGAAGAAGCGUGUGAAGAUGUAUUAGAUGUACCAUCUUCUGCAGUGGUACCAUCAGACUCACUUGCAGGAUCCAUUUCGAUGGCCCCUCAAGAUACAGAUUACGUGAUUCUUCAAUCUAAUCCACUUCUACACUGGGUACCAGUCAACGAUGAACCAGAGACGUCAGACGACAGCUCGUUCGAGUCGACAGUACAUCUUCAACGUACGAACUCUCAACGUAGUAUUACAUCUCAACUUAGCACCAGAUCGGCUUGUUCGUUCGGACGUAAAGAGCUAAGAAAGAGUGGAGGCAAUUCUAUCAGUAGUAGACCAGCGUCGCUUUUUGUGUCUCCUCCGCCUUCUCCCAGACCCGCCUUCAGAUCCAAAUCAACAGAUGAAUACUAUGUAGCUAAUAAUAUACCCAUGAAAUCGGCUAUCUCUACACCUAUGAAGAAACGAUGUUCAACUUCGACCUUAAAUGAUGAGUUAAUUUUAUCGGUCCCUGUUCCAAACUCUAGCUUGGAAAAGUUAAGCAAACUGAAAGACCGUCUUAUGGGGACGUUACCUGUCUCGCCUGCUCCAGGAGAGAGCGAGGAUGAGUCCACGCCGUUAGUUUCCGAAUUAUCUACUCCAACUCACUCGCAAUCUGAUAGCGUGUUUAAACAUGACUGCAGCGAGGAGAACAGUAGCUCGAUUUCCUCGAAUAAAAGUUUACCACGUGAUGGAGAACGAUCCAUCGAUGUUGUUGAUUAUUCCGACACUGUUAGUUUAAUGGUACGAGAAGCUUCGCAAGUGCGGUUCUUAUCUCGUCAAGAUGCCGAGGAAUGGGACAAUCCCGAAACACCUGUUUGAUGUCAUCUGCUACACAGUUGUUAGCCAGUUUCCUUAAUAUGCAAUAACGCAUGAGAAAAAAACUUUAAAUGAAAUGGUACUUAAAUCGGGGCUUGUGAUAUAUAUUUUCAAAGAGAAAGAUAGUCAAAACAGCAAAUUGAAAAAUUCACACAUUUGUACAUAGUAAAUAGAAGAUAUCGAACUUUUUAGAUAAAGCGUUCGAAGCUGUUCAUGCAUCAGAGCGAUAAUAUUAGACAAAGAGAGAAUGCCUUUUAUGCAAUAUAUGUACAGUAUGUUUGAGUUCAUUGUUGCAGAAGAUACAUCUGAUAAUCGCACUCUAACAUUCCUUGAUACUAAUUUUAAUGCAUUUAACGAGACGCCAGCGUAUCAACUGUUUCUUUUCAAAGAAGUGAAACAGAAAACAUUUCUUUUAUCAUAUUGUAAACAUAUGCUGAAUGAUUAAUUCAAGUCAAUUCAUGAAAGCAGUAAUGAAACUCGACAAAUUAUAUGUACAAAAAAAUAAAUUAUAUUUAAUAAAUCCUAAUUCUCAUACCGGAUGGUAUUGAUUUUAAAUAUUAGUAUUAAAUAUCAAAUAUAUUAUAACAAAUAAAUAAAUAUUACUAAUUUAUACGACAGUGGAUGUCAUAAAAUUAACAAGAUAUUUCAUGAUAGCAAAUAUCUGUGUUUUCACAUUGCUUUCAUUAUCGCGCAUUUAAACAUAAAAUUAUAGAAUAGAUCUUUGAAGCUAGGUAACAAAAAAUUGAUGAUUGUCAUUCUCUAAUUUCUAAAAGACUAUUGGUACUGUAUCAUAUGUAUAUGUAUAUGUAUAUCGGGGACAAUAUUUAACACCGUAAGUUUUAUUAUUUCAGUACUUAAAUUUUUACUGAAAAUAUUUUUGUGAAGUUCUACUAGACGUUACGCAGGUUGUCACAAUCUUAAUGAAUUUUUAUUGUAAACUUCAUCUUGCAAAGUUACGAAGAGGGUACUAUUAUUUUAACAUUCUGUUUAAUAAUGUUUCAAUGCCUAAUUUAUAAAAUACAUAGAAAAUGAAUAAAUACAUCUUUAAGGAAUUUACAAUACAACUUUUUAAUAAUACUUUUUUAUUACAAAGCAAAAAAUUAUACAUAUGUAUAUAACAGUGUAUGUAUAUGUAUAUAUAUAUAAUACUUUAGGACGGAAUACAUUAGGGUUAUUGGUUAAUAAUAGCAUUGUAAACACAAGUAAUAUAUAUAUUAGAUUUUCAAAUAAUAGUAUUAUAUGUACUUUGCUUAUUACUAUUAAAUAUAGUAUAUUUAAAUACAUAGAACAUCGAACAGCGCCUUAUUCUACUUUCAUAAAUGCUCAUAUAUGGAAUAUAAUAAGUACUUUAACAGCCUUUUGCGUAAUUCAAAACGUGUCCUAUUUUUCAUAACUUAUGUUCUGAUAAACAUAAUGUUUCAUAGCUGCCUUUUAAAUGCAUUAUGCAUAACAACUUUCGUAAUACAAUAAACUAUCAGAUCUCAAUGUAUGAAAUAAUAUUUACCAUUAAUCUAGUCAUAGAUUGUUCUUUUCACUCUAGAAAAAUUUGUACGCUACUUGCUCUUUCAAAAAUCAUAAAUUUGUUUAGUUUAUUGCAUUACAUAUUUAAAAGAAGCAAUUUUUUAUAAAAUACUGAUAUGUUAGUUACAAAUAUUACAAUUACAAAAACAAUAAAAACUAUGAGAGGAAGAGAAAACAUUUUGGCGGUACAACAUAAUAUGGUAAAAAGUACGGUAUCGUAGAUAUCGAUACAUAGAUAUAAAUUAUAAAUC